AUGGAUCCUUCAGUAUCUAAUUUUCUCCAAGAACUUCAAGCAGAGACACAAAAAGUAAAGUUUAAUGAGCAAGUACAUUCUUUAACAGGACGUUGCUGGGAUAUUUGUUUUCCAGACAAUCGUUUUCCAUCAAGAAUGGAUGCUAGAAAUGAACGGUGUUUGAAUAAUUGUGUUAACCGUUUGAUUGAUGCUUCAGCCUUAAUGAUAAAUCAUCUUCAAAGUCACGUUCCAGGUAGUGGUGGUGAUCAUAAAGAGGUAGAAACAAAAAGUUCUUCAUGGUGGUAA
Molecule: messenger RNA, 285 nt
Organism: Strongyloides ratti
Lineage: Eukaryota; Metazoa; Nematoda; Chromadorea; Rhabditida; Strongyloididae
Product: Mitochondrial import inner membrane translocase subunit Tim8 A
Exons: 1
Coding region: 1-285 (94 amino acids)
Source: RefSeq, a predicted model, not a curated record